Messenger RNA from Habropoda laboriosa, 5044 nucleotides. RefSeq names its product S phase cyclin A-associated protein in the endoplasmic reticulum (gene ssp3). The coding region runs from base 89 to 5044 and encodes 1651 amino acids. The record is from RefSeq and is a predicted model, not a curated record. The transcript has 15 exons. NCBI's taxonomy places the organism in Eukaryota, Metazoa, Arthropoda, Insecta, Hymenoptera, Apidae.
UCGUAGUUCUCGUUAUUUACAAAUGAUUUGUAGUCAACCGUCCUUUAAUAUUUUGUAAUUGUAGUUACAUUAAAGAAAUUUCUUAAAAAUGGCUGAUGUAAGGUUACUUAUACAAGAAGAAGGUCGGGCAGCUAGAAAUUUAAUAGCUUUCAAUGUGCCAGUUGGAACAAAUAAUGCUGAGAAGGUUACAAAAAAGCCCCCUAGUGUUCCAAGAGUAUCACAGACACAUGCUACUAAAAGAUCUAUGAAACCAACAACUAGAGUAAGAUCAGCUUCUACUGGUAGAGAUAAAAAAUCUGAAUUACAGGCAAGGUAUUGGGCUUUCUUAUUUGGUAAUUUGCAAACAGCAGUAGAUGGUAUUUAUCAAACUUGUGAGGAAGAUGAAAAUAUUUCUGAAUGUAAAGAAGUGAUACUAGUUUUAGAGAACUAUACCAGAGAUUUUCACAAUUUAAUUGAAUGGUUUAAAGUCAAAUGGGCUUAUGAAAAUUCACCACCACCUUUGAGAAGAACACCAUUAGCUUGGGAAGUUAGGAAAACUUCUCCUUGUCGUAUUUGGAAUUCAACAAUGAUUCCAAAAUCUACUAGUCCCUUACAAAGAAUGAGUCCCACAGAAUCUGUAUGUAGAAGUCCCAUUGAUCAAGUUAUUUCAGAAAAUAAACCUGUUACUAUUGAUAAUAAAAUAAAUCAUAUAAAAGGAGAAUCUGUACACAAGUUAACAAAAGAUAGUAAAAGUAAUAUUUCCAAAAAUAAUGCAACAAAUGUAAAUGAGAAAUGUAAAAAUACAAUAGAUAAGGGAACAAAUCAGUCAUUAAGUAAAGAUAAAUUAACUUCAAUAAAAACAAAUAAAACUCUUGGAAAACACACAGUGUCUGCCAAAACAAGUAACAGCAUUAUUGCAGAUCAAAAAACUAAUGAAACUUUAUCUCGUGAAAUAAAAAGUAAAUGGGACACUAAAGGUAUAUCAAAGCUUGUUAAAACUGGAAUGCAUCAAACUACAGUUAAAAUAACAGAUUCCAAUGUGAUAACUGAAAGAAAUGAGCAAGUAGUUCAUACUGAUAAAAAUGUGCAAUUAAUUACUUGUGUAUCAACAGAAAAAGAAUUUUCAAAAUCAAGUAAUGUGGAUAAUAAAUUGAAUUCUCAAAGUAACUUCCAAGUGAAGCCACUGGGUCCUAAAAAUGACUUAGGGCUAGAGAAAAAUGAAAUCAAUGCUAAAGUAAAAACACAAAGCACUGGAAAAAUUAUUAAAGCUGCUGGUAUAGAAAAUGUAGCAACUGAAAAUAAAAUAACAGAGUCCAAUGUGGCAAAAGAAAACAGUAAUAUUGUGGUGAAUAGAAAUAUACAAAAUAUGACAAAAGUUUCCAAUAAAAUUAAUCAAAAAUUAAAAAGGCAAUCAAGUGUGGGUGACAGUGCAAAUAAUAAAACUGCACUAAAAUCUGUAUCUGAUAUAUCAUCCAAUAAUUUAAAUAAAGGAUUAAAUAAUACAAAUAAACCAGCAUAUUCCACUGUAUCACAAAUGAAAGUUGCUAAAUUAAAACAACCAAAUCUCCCUGAAACUCCAAAGUUUGUUAGGAGUAAAACUACAUUAAGUGAUAGAAGUACAUCAACUUCUAAUAAAAUAAGACCUGGAACAUCAGUGAUACUUAGACAACGAUUUCAGCCAAUUGACAAUAAGAUUUCAGAACAAAGUUCAUUAAAGAAAGAUCAGAAUAGAGAUAUAAAUGGAUCAGUGGAAGUAUUAACAAAAGAAACACACGUUACGAAAACAAAAGACGAAGCUGAUGGCUGGCAAACAGUUCGUGGUCGUUGCAGGAGAGGCAGUACUCAUAAUUUAAAUAUGUCUACGAGAUUUUAUAAACCGAGUACCGCUACAUCGUUACCGGCCUUGUCAAUUGAAAGUCCUUCGGAAAAAAAUAAAAAAAUUUGUUUAACGCCAGAUGGAAAUGGCAAACAAAAAAAGAAAUGUAUUGUAGAGAAAGAGGGAAAAAAUAUAAGUAACGAGGUAGAGAAAGUCAAAGGGGAGUCGGUUGUAAACCUUACCAUUAAGGAUAAGGUAGAAGAAGCUUUUAAGAAUACUGCUAAUUUAAAUGAAAUAAAUUCUACGUCAAUGAUCGCAGCUAUUUUUAAAAGCGAUGCAGAAUUGCUUGAGAAACGUAUACAACAAUUUAUGGCUGCUCAAGCAGAGAGAGAGAGAAUAAUUUUAGAAGAGGAAAGGAAGACUGAAGAAGCCGAUUCGCAACGCUCACAGCAGUUAUCAGAUGAAGAAGCAGCUUUACAUAGACAGAUUUUAGAAUUAGAAUGUACCGAAACUGACAUCGAUACUGAAACUGACGAAACAGAUGGCGAAAUGGUCCUCGAAAUGGAAGAUGAACAAGAAACAUCUCCUAGUACAAUGCCUGACGAUGUUAGUUUGGAAGAUAGAUACGAAAAUAUAUUAGAUGGAAUGUCUUGGGCAGAGUGUGUAGACACGCUUGCUCAGUUACGCGCCUUAGUAGCCCGCCAUCCUGGUAGAGCUUUAGAAUUACAUCAGAAGCUCUCGUCUCCAUCACGAAAGAGAUCGUUGCCUGAAACGUUGCGACGGUACCAAGCAAAACAAGCUUGUGCACAACAUAAACGCCAAAAGCUCUUAAUGGAAAAGUCGCAAAGAUUACGAGAAUUGUUAAAUAAGGUGAAAGAUGUUAAGAGUGCAAAGAACCAAUUGAUCGAAGAUAAGAGGGUCAGAAUGGAAAUGAAAUUAAAAAAGGCAGAAGAAAAUAGAACGCAACAUUUAUUAGAGGUAGUAAGAAAAGCUCAUGAUGAAGAUUCCAAACUAAAAGAAAUUGCAUUUAUCAAUGAACUUGAAGCUCAAAACAAAAGGCACGAUUUUAUGGCACUAUGCCAAGAACAGGAAGAAAGAUUACAAGGUAUUCAAGAAGAACGUCAACGCCGACAAGAAGAGAAAGCUGCUAAAGAAGCUGCGGCUGAAGAACGCAGACGGGCUAUAGAAGCAGAAAGGCAGUUGCGUAUUCAAAAAAUGAAACAAGCUCGCCGCGAACGUGAAGAAAGAGUUGGUAAAAUGCAACUGGAAAGAGAAAAAGAGCGACAAGAACAUGCAAGAGAAAAAGCUAGAGAUAGAGAGGAACGUUUGUCUGCACUUCAUGCAGCUCAGUUAGCAAAUCAAGAAGAAUUACAAAAGAAAAUAGCUCAAAAGCAACAAGAAUCAGCUAGAAGACACGUUGAAAAUAUAGAACACAUUCGACAAAGAGCAGUUGAAUCUUCGAUUUUAAGAUCCGAGGAAGUUCCACCUACACUAAAAUCGUACCCUGCUCAUAAGCAGUGCUCCUUAUGUGGAACAGUUAUACCUAACGAAGUACAUUUGUUAAGCCAUUUAAAAGGGAAAACACACAUUGAAGCAGUGCGUAAUACACACGAUGGUCGCGAACCUUCACGAGAUGAAUUACAACGCUUUAAUAUAUUACAAAUCCGCGAUUUACCAGUUUCAGUUGUUGAUAACAAUAAUUCGAACGAAAUUAAAGCUGCAAAAGAGAAACAGAAAGCUUUAAAACGUCGAUGUCGAAAAAUGAAACAACGCAUGAAUCUACGUGGUAAAGAGUGGGAAGAUAAUCAUAAAGUGGACGUAAAUCAAUCUAUCGAAUCAACCAACAAAGUGAAGUUUCGGCGAAAUUUAAAAGAACUGGAUCGAUUGUACAACAAUCACUUGAAAACUGCAUGGUCAAGCGUCGCUAUUGCUGCUUUGGAACGUUGUCUAGGUGAAAUAUCAAGAGCUUUUUCAAAAUCGUGUCCAUUCGAUCAAAAUGCAUUUCGAAUUUUAAAUGGGUUCGAUGUUUUAACUAAUCUAUUGAAUGUGGAGCUACAAACACAAAAUGUAUCUCAUAAUCUUCCAAACAAAAGCAUCCUUUCGGUGUGUCGUGUGUACAAGCUUAGUAUCAAUGGGAAUGACACUAACAUCGAAGCGGUUUUGUCGAGCAAUAAAAUUCUCGUCAUUUUGGAUCUUCUGCUUCAACAUUUAGAGACACUCACAAAACUUGACGACCCAGUGCAAGUGCAAGAGGCAUCCGGUAAUUCGACCGGAAGCGGAAUCGUAGCCAACAGCCUAAUGCAAUUGCUGUGCAGUCUAAUCCCGGAGGAACCCUUUGAAAAAUCGGCAUUACAAACACGGGUUCUGGAUAUUGCUGGAUACCUGAUAGCAGGUGGAUUAGUAGAUCGAGUUAUUCGUCACAGUCGCGCUCUGAUCGAAACCGACUUCUUCGUGGAUCAGGACCACGAAUCGCCAGUUUUGUUGUCCUCGUACGAUCUCCUCCAUCGUAUAUGUUGCCACUUGAAGAAGUCAGUGGAUCAAGAGACUGGAACCGUUCACGAGAGUAGCAACAACGUCGAACAGACAAGCUUCGAGUCGCACCUACUCUCAACAUUAUCCUCGACUGAGGCCGCUGGUGCGAUCGGUGCGCUUUAUACAGCAAUUGCGUUGACGCCGCAAAAUCAGAAGGGAUCAUCACCGACGCCUAAUCAGACCACACUCUCUCAGUCUACAAGAAUUCUGGUUGUUCGCAGCCUUAGACUACUUAAAUCGAUUGCCGGAUUGAAUCUUCAAAAGUUACAGAAUCUCUUAGGAGCAGAAGGCACUAGUCUGCAAUGGCGACUGAUAGCUAGUCAUCUCAUAACCCGAUUAUCACGAGAUCCAAUAUCGCACAAGCCAGAAAUUGGAUCAGCGCAGAACACUAGUGGUACUUACAUCCUGUCAGAACUAUUUCAAGUUCUGGGAUAUUUUGCAGUUAACAACCCGGACAAUCAGUUAAUACUCCAAUCGGCUGGGUCUGGUCCGAGCGUUCUUCAGCAAUUGUGUACCCUGCCAUUUCCAUUUUACGGAGCUCCAGGACUAACGUCGUAUAUUUUCCCCACACUUUUGGCGGCCACACAUCAAAAUCCAGAAGCAACGGCAAUUCUGUCCUGCGAAUUGUCUUAUCAGCUACUGGAAGAGUACAGAAACUCAGACGAUGGUAAGCUGAAUCCGUUGGUUCGUUUGCUGAAAGACUCGGCUAGUCCGUAA